UUAACUGAACGCCCAUUUGUUUGCAUAGAGUGUGUAAUCACUGCCACUGUUUCACUGUUUUGUGCAUUUAAUUUACACUUCAAUUCAAAUGUGGUAUUAAUUGUGAUAGAAAUAUGUUUUGAAAUCUAUUUUAAAGUUAUAAUAAUGACGAGCGAAGAGUCAAUGGUUAAUGUGAACCAAGUUUUACAGUUGACACAUUUGGACAUCAAUGAGACGGACAUCAAUUGGUCUAAAGUGAAACUCAAUGGCUUUCGAUGGCUAGCCGUCCGACACAACUCGGCCGCCGGUGUCGGCGACGGCACCAGC
Medioppia subpectinata is the source of this 306-nucleotide messenger RNA. The record is from the annotation of a GenBank genome assembly. NCBI's taxonomy places the organism in Eukaryota, Metazoa, Arthropoda, Arachnida, Sarcoptiformes, Oppiidae.